Mesocricetus auratus (golden hamster) is the source of this 980-nucleotide messenger RNA. RefSeq names its product small cell adhesion glycoprotein (gene Smagp). The record is from RefSeq and is a predicted model, not a curated record. The coding region runs from base 192 to 485 and encodes 97 amino acids. Lineage: Eukaryota; Metazoa; Chordata; Mammalia; Rodentia; Cricetidae. The transcript is spliced from 4 exons.
GGGGAGACCCGGAUCGUACUCGGCAGCUGGAACCGGACCCGGGGCGGGGGACACGCGGCUGUGGGGACCCUCGACGGCCGCGGGGGAGCGGACACGGGUCGGUCGGGGUCCCCGGGGAACGGGGCGAACCCUCUGGCCGGCUUCGCGGGGCUCCAGAUCUGACCCUGCGAGAUACUCUGCCCUCGGCCACGAUGACUAGCCUACCGGCUACACCUUCUCCUGGAGAACUGAUGACCACACCAGUUCUUCAGGUCCAGGAGACCCUGUCCCCACAAGCUGAAGAGGCCAGCACAGCACUCAUUGCAGUCGUUAUCACUGUGGUGUUCCUCACCCUGCUCUCCGUGGUGACCUUGAUCUUCUUUUACCUGUACAAGAACAAAGGCAGCUACGUCACUUACGAGCCUGCAGAAGGCGAGCCCAGCACUACCCUCCAGAUGGAGAGUGACUCAGCCAAGGGCAGAGAGAAGGAAGAGUACUUCAUCUAACGAUCCCCAGAUUGGAGGGGCCAAUUCUUGGCUCCAGUCCUAACACACUGACUCUGUAAUUAGGGAACAUUUGCUGAAGCCAGUGAGUGGCACUGAGUGAGAUGGCAAAUCCACUCACAUCCUAGGACACAGUCCCCAAUACCAGCUUCAGCGACUCCAGGGUCCAGGGACACAGAGAAAGCUGCUUAUGACACCUGUAGCCCGGCCUUGGUAAGGAUAGUGCUCACACCUGGCCAACAACAUGGGGCCGUGCCUGAGUUGGAAGAGGGAGAUGGUGGAGGGAGGUCACAGGCUGGUCCACUUUGUCCCCUCCCUAGUUGCCUAGUGAUAGCCCCAGUGUGACUUCCUAGAGGCUAGAUACCACAGGAAGAGAAUAGGCUUCUCAAUGUUACAUCCUUUGAUCUGAGUCCUACUAUUUCCCCCAACAGCCUCAAACUUGCGUUUUUUAUUCAGAUUAAAUUUAUGAAAGUCCGAUUUUCAUUUACAAGAACUAAA